Messenger RNA from Spirometra erinaceieuropaei, 7354 nucleotides. NCBI's taxonomy places the organism in Eukaryota, Metazoa, Platyhelminthes, Cestoda, Diphyllobothriidea, Diphyllobothriidae. The record is from the annotation of a GenBank genome assembly.
AUGGAGGAGGAGGAGGAGGAGGAGGAGGAGAAGGAGGUGACUGAGGGGUACGUUGAGCAGUACAUCAGGGUGGUUGAGUUCAAGCAUGAAACCCACAGGUAGAAUACUGCAACGUAGACGGCUAAAGGAACACUGAGGCCCAGGCGCUUUUUCUUGCCAGGAGGAGCACUCAUAUUGGAAUUUCAAACUAGGGUAAGGGUUAAGUUUAUGCGCGGGGUAGGAGGAGGAGGAGGAGGAGGAGGAGGAGGAGGAGGAGGAAAUGAGCCUUUUCCUACCCCGCGCAUAUACUUAAUCCCUACCUCCACUAGGAAUUCGGCUGGGGCGUGAAUGCGCUGCGGGGCUGGGGACGCACUGUCCCACUUGGAGUAGCCAUGCUAUUCCUAUACGGCAUUGUCAGUAAACUGGGCUGGGCCGUCUCGUUUUUGGACGUGCAGAGUGGCCGGAAGUGUGUUGCGAUUGGGGCUGGGGUGACCCCAUACUGUGGGUCAAGAGGAAGUUGUAAUUGGCGACGCAUAAGACAGGUCAGUGUCCGGCACUCAUUAUUAGAGUGCAGGUCCAUAAUAAAAGCCGGAGAAGGGGGUGUGUCGGCACGCCUAGACGCAGACCCACUCCGCGCCAGCCACCUGCGCCCGAUCCCGCCUCCGGCCUUUUUAACUCCGUCUUGAAACCGGGCCUAGGAGGGUGAGGGAGGAGAGAGUGCGGUGCAUGCGGCGCGGGCUUACUAUCACCAUAAAGUCAUUCGAGUGCAAGUCGUCGCCCCCCGUAGUCUUGUAAUUCUGAGUAACAAGUUUUUAUGACCUCAAUUUGCGCGGGCAGUCUAGUAAUUGCAUAUCCAUUGGCAUAUUUCACUCCAUGUGUCCUGAUAUUUUUGUUUCUUUUGUGUGUCCACACUAAGGCAAUGAGGUCAUCCGUACGACACGCUUGCCCCAUUUUAAAGGAAUUAGAGUAUUGCGUAAAUUCAGCAUUAAACUUGUUGACAACUGGUCACGACACAAACUGUUACACUCUGUGGCCAAUAUGUCGUAUUCGUGAUCCUCUCACGUUAUCUCCCCUACAUUUCCAUCAGAAAAGGACUUCGUAUCGCUGUAGCUGGCAAGUUAUACCUAGGUGUCCCCCAUAUUCCCACACUCAACCCGUUUUAAGGCGAACUUUAAUCGAUUUAUCUUAUCACUGACGUGUUUUUACUUCUACCCCCUUCCCAUAUAAUUGCUCUGGCCCGACGAGAAUUAAUCAAAAGCUACGUAUGCUCACCACCUCGUCUUCUGAUUUCUGCUAUGGGAAUUUCCGAAACUCCAGAGAAAAGUUGUCAUUUAUUGGCCUCCUUCGGUUAUCACAAGAGUACACUUACACUGAAGUUGGCUAUCUUUUGGAAACCCGUCCUUCUAUUGAUUUUAAAACGAUUGCAAAUAUUCAUCGAGCAGCAGAGUUGGAGGAGUGGCUAUUUUUCGUCAGCCAAACUGAUGGACAAAAUUCGAUAUCAUAGUGCAACGACAUUUCACAAUAGUCAAACAAUUGGCUGAUUGAAUUUUAAAGCAAGCAAGGACAGCAAAAUUUAAUGGCACCAGAAAAUUUCGCGACGGCUUCUUAACUGCAGCCUGUCGUUGCAUAACACAGAUAACAAGUGAGAACGGUACAGAGGUUUGAAUUUCGACGGAAAAAAUCAAUAUAAAACAGCAAGGUCAACGUAUACUGCGCGUAGACUAAUCGAUAAAAUGGUAUUUUCAAAAUGUAACAGAGGAAUGAAAAUAGGGAAGUAAACAUGCUGAUGGAUUUCGAAAAUCAAAAGGACUCAGGCCUACCAGGGCAAACUGAGGUUGACCAAGUGGUCUAAUUGUUUACAUAGGUCGGGUUUCUCCCGCCGUAUAUAGGCUGCCUCCAGGUAGCGCAAUAACCGAGUAGUUCGUGCUCGAACUAAUACUCGAAAAGACGUUUUGGGGUCACCCGAAUGGCCACUAUCAAGGAGAUGUUUUGUAAUAGAAGACCGUGGAAUCUUACCCUCCUGCUUUAGAAGCCAUUUUGAAAUUCCGCAGCAUGUUUACUUUCCUAUUUUCAUUCCUCUGUGGCAUUUUGAAAAUAUCAUUUUAUUGAUUAGUCUACGCUCAGUAUACGUUGACCUUGAUGUUUUCUAUUGAUUUUCUCUGUCGAAAUUCAAACCUCUGUACCAUUCUCACUUGUUAUUUGUGUCAUACAACGACAGGCAGCAGUUGAGAAGCCGUCGCGAAAUUUUCUGGUGCCAUUAAAUUCUGCUGUCCUUGCUUGCUUUAAAUUCAUUCCGGGGAAACAUUGCUUCAUGACUGAAUUUUGAAUGAUAAUGUCCAUCCCCUUCACUCUGAACUAAUUGAUGUGAUCUCAUCCCUCCCCGUGUAUUGGGGCUUUUGACUUAUCCCUUGCCACACAUCAGAAUAUCAGCAUUCUAUAUUACCGUUUCCAGCACUAUACAUUACGUGUAAAGAAGGGGAAAUACAGGAUGAUAUAAAGAUCUGGAAAACAAUCAGCUGUGUUGAAGAUGCGCAAAAGCUACAGGAAGAUGUUAAUAAGCUGGCUGCGUGGUCCAGCAAGUGGCUUCUAGCGUUCAACGUAUCCAAGUGUGUAGUCUUGCGACUAGAAUCUGGACGGAGGCGCUUCCCAAAACAUCAGUACAUCAUAAAUGGGGUUCUACUAAAUGAAGUGGACACGCACAAAGACCUAGGUGUCUGGACAUGCUCAAACUUGCUGCCCUCUCAGCACUGCAAAAGAGUCGUCCAAAAGGCAACCAGCAUCAUGCACUGGAUUAGGCGUGCCUUCAAAACCUUUCCUCCAGAACUCUUCUCACAGAUAUUCGGCACAUUCGUCAGAUCGCACUUGGAAUACGGAAUACCAUCAUGGAUGCCCUGGAUGAAGAAAGACAGUGAUCCCAUAGAGCAGGUGCAACGACGGGCCACAAAACUGGUGGACGGUCUCAGGACUCUGUCAUACCCUGAAAGACUGAUCCAGUUAAAUUUGUUCCCCCUAUCCUAUAGAAGAAUGAGGUGUGACCUGUUAUGGACAUUCCGCAUUAUCCACGGGCAUGAAUGUUCGCUCAAAACUGACGACUUCUUUGAAUUCACGACCACGAGUCACCUGCGCGGUCACCCUUACAAAGUCAAGCGGGAGCGUACACGCCUAGACAAUCGGAAGUUUUCCUUCAGCCAGCGUGUUGUUCGACCAUGGAACUCACUCCCAAGUGAAAUAGUGACAUCUGGUACAAUCGCUGUAUUCAGAAGGCAGCUGGAUCGUUUGAUAUUUGAUAAACGACGACUUUCACAACAGGACUACCUGCGGCCAGCCAUAAAUUUAAUUUCUUGAUUUCAUCCCUACUUAACACACCCCUGACUCUUAAUGAGAUGCCCCCUCUCAAACUAUGCAAAUGACUGCACUUUAUGCUGAUUGUAUAUAACUGCACUUAAAAUUUCUUGUGUACACUGAGAAGACCGCCUGCCGCACCCUUUGCAGUCCCGCAUUGUGAACGUUUUCCGUGAACAAAUAUGUUACUGACAAAAGUUUAGUAAGAUGUAUAUUUACCAUUUAUAUUUUAUGUACCGUUUUCAAUAGGGUCAUCAAGGGCAUUGCCUAUUACCCUAAAAUACAAUACAAUACAAUACAAUACAGGAACUGAGACUUGAACUGUCGGCGUAAGAGGCAUUCACUUUUAGGCAAACCUACCUACUACUACAUCACUUGCAAAUCCCUAUUCUGAUUUAAAUGUAUGGGGCGGCUACUGAUGAAGGUUUCAAACAAUAAUUUCCAAAUAAAGCAUAUUACUCUCUCUCCCCCUCUCUCCCCUUCUCUCUCAACCUGCUAUGGAACGCACUGUGGACAUCGUUGGUAACGGAGAUCGAAAUGUAGCUGGACAAUCAUUAAAACCAAGGUUUUUUUUAGAAGAAUUGAACUUCAUCAAUUUUCAGGUGUCACAAACUGCACUUGGCCCAAACUUUGAAUCACAAACAUAAAUAAAUUUAAAUGGUGUUAUCGGUGGGGCGGGUAGAGGUGUAGGUGCAUACGGUCGAUCGGGAGGUUGCAUAUCCCAAGGUCGGUUACAGCCAAAUUUCCCUAGACAACGAGAUAAUGAAGCCGCAGAGGACGGAGACUAGAGGAGGAAAAAGGCUUUCGAGUACCUCUACGCGCACGUCGGGGCAGAAAAAGGAGAAAAAUGCCAUCUAAGGCUGCCAUCAAUGCUAAUUGGCUGCACCAGGACAAAGCUCAAACGCGUGCAAUUCAGCCGUCACUCGUUUGGUUAGAGCGCAUACUGCAACUGCUUGCUUGACCACCUAAAUACUCUCUCGCCUCAGCAGAGUCCGUUCAACCUAGCCUAUCUUCCCUGACUUCUGAUUUGGCAGCAUUCGUGUUGACAAGAGAGACAGUAUCACCGACGCAAAUCAAUAUCCCGCCAAACUAGAUUGUCCAGUAAUAUGUACCAGUAGCGUACACGCUACGAAGUCGGAAUAUCAAUUAUUAGCAAACACCGAAUAUCUAAAUAAAAAAAAUUAAACAGAGAGAGAGAGAGAGAGUGGACUAGAAAAUGUUUAUUUUGUUGAGCUAUUUAGACCACAGUGACACGCAAGAGGGCAGGCAUCGACCAAAUUCAGUUCGCCGCUUCGAUUCCCUUCAGGUAGUUUGCAAGACGUCUGCGCAGUCGCUGGCGAACUAAAAUUAAUUGGAUGAUUUGGUAACAUAAUCAGAAUGACAUACUUUCACGGAGGAUUUCCUUCGCCUUUACGAUGUGCUUAGCGAUCCUCUGUCCGAGGGGGUUGUUGUCGAAGUAGUCCUCAAGUGCGGCAAUCGCGGCCACUCGACGGGCACGCAGGGCACGGAUGGGGUUGGUCUGGUGUAUCAACGAGAUCUCUGCAUUAGCGUAUGAUCAGAUUUGGGGAUUGGAAUCAACCAGACACUUCACUCCCCACCAAACAGCCUCCCUUCCCACGUAACUACUGCUCUCCCGCUGUUUGACAAUACACAUGACCUUACUACUGAUAAACAUAUUGCUUGAACUGCCACGAACAAGGGGAUUAAAAAUACGACUUCACGCAUCUCAGAUGCCGUCACAUCAUCCAUCUCUGCUUGGCUUGCUACAAUCUUCCGUCCGCGCAUACGCUAAUGGCUACUUGAUGUGGCAUCAUCUGUGAUUAAAAUAUACCUGCAAGUGCUGCUCGUUUACUCAGUGAGAUGUCUAAUGCAUUUCGUGGCAUAACGGAGUUUGCAUGCAGACAGCACUUACACCUGACCUGACCUGACCAAUCAAACUGCCUCAAGAACCCUCAGGUAUAGGUACUGUUCGUGGGCAUGUAAUUCGGCAGCUGCAGUGACGACUUACCUCCCUAAAGGAGAAAGAGUGAGUGGUUAGAUGGUGUUCAGAAGGCAGGACUUACUCCUGAGCCAUGGCAACCACGGCGACAGCCAGAAGGGUAAGAAUGAGGAUGCGCAUUUUGGCAGGUGGAGGCAGACGACGACGACUUCGAAUUUGGUCGUGUUCGCAACCACUUAUAUAUAUGCGUGUGCGUGUUAGUUCCAGGGGUGCACCAUUAAUUGGAUUCUGUACCGGAUAAUCCAUUAGCUAGGGUGCACGCCAACUACCGGUCUGCAGACUCUCACGCAUGGCCCCCUUGAUCCUGUGUUGCAGAUUGCAGGAGAGUUCGACGUGGCAUGGGCAAUGGCCCUUGCUGUAGUUGUACGACCAGCCAGACUAACUGAUGCGAUUGUUUGAGGGCUGUACAAUCUUACACUGACGAGCAUAUUUUGCUUCUAAUACACCGCUGGCUGCAGAAGGAUGUAGCAUAGAUGACGCGGAAUGGGUCCAGCCGUGCAGAUAGGACUAGUGUAAGUCUGGAAGAUAUUCGCUGUCGUAGUAGAUUCCUGUUUUCUUCAGUAAUUGGCGCUUCGCGAAUGACAGAUUCCGCAGCGGCGAUGCGCGGGAAGCCAAUCUGAAGCAGAAGUUGACCACAUUCAGUGAAAUGAAUCCAAAUCUCUGCCAUGAUAAGGUUGUGCACAACCUAUCUUCUGAACAACUGACAGCAGAGCAGAUAAAAGUGCUGAGACGUGAUGCCUGCUUCAAUACUACGGAUGCGAAUAUCCUCCAGACUCAUGUCCCACAAGCAACUCAAAACACUUUCAAAAGCAGAAGACGAAGCACUCCGGACGUUAAAGGCUGACAAAAGCAUUGUCAUACUCCCAGCCGAUAAAGGGCGAUUGACGGUUGUACUGAACAAAGACGACCACAUCAACAAAGUUGAUGAACUUUUGGGCGACAGAACUGCCUCGUGAAGGCGACACGACGAAGACGCUGAUAAGCGAAAUCAGCAAGGACCUAGCGAGUCUUCGAAAGUCAAAAGCAAUAACACAGCUUGACUGGCUGAGGAUGAAACCAAAGGAUUCAGCGAUCGGGAGAUUCUAUGGUCUGCCCAAGGUCCAUAAACCAGGAACUCCCGUACGGCUGACUGUUUAUCUAAGAGGCACCCCAGCGUUUGGCCUGGCCAAGUGGCUGUGUUAGCGUCUGAAAUUUAUAACUCAGGGUUCUGAAACAUGCGUUCACUCAGCCGAAAGAUUCAUCGAAAAGCUGCAAGGUAUUCGACUUACAGAGGACGAAGUGAUGGUUUCUUUCGACGUGAUAUGACUUUUCACUCCCAUCCCACAGCAUCUCACGGUUGAAACCCUGCAAACCCUGUUAGAAGAACAUUAUGACGAAACGGACAAAAAACUCAGGACAAAACACCUUAUUGAUCUCCUGAAGCACUGCUUGAAGACUUUCUUCACCUUAAACGGAGCUGUGUAUGAACAAGUUAAAGCUACACCCAUGGGGUCACCGCUAUCCAGCUUGAUUGCUGAGGCAGUGUUACAGCGACUGGAGGCACUGACUUUUGACCACUAUCGGCCACGACUGUGGGUACGGUAUGUCGAUGACACAUUUGUCAUCAUCAAUCGGGAUAAGAUUGGGGAAUUCAGGCGACACCUCAACUCGAUCUUCCCAGACAUCCAGUUCACGAUGGAGGAAGAAAGAGAUUGCCAGUUGUCGUUUCUUGACGUACUAGUUCGGAGAAAUGGUGAUGGUGAACUAAAAACAACGGUUUACCGCAAGGCAAUGAAAAGCUUCCGUCUUCUCAGUUGCCUUAGCAACCAUCCUCUCUCGCACAAACGCAGCUGCGUGGGAACACUCUACCGGCGUGUAGAAACCCAGUGCACCGAGCCAGCCGACAAGAAGGCUGAGGCCCAGUUCCUGCGGGAACUCUUCACAGCGAACGGCUACCCUGGGAAUGCUGUCGAAAAGUGCAGGCGAGAAACCCCCCCGGAAGAAAACCGAAGGGGCACCCAAAACCGAAAUGCUGGCGUGCAGUGCCGUAAAUAG